AUGCAGCUGAUACCAUUACAGCUGUUACUUUGCAGCUUCCUCACGAUAGUGGCCGCGCGACCUGGAUUGCCUCGAGAUCGCCUGGUAGCAAAUGCGCAAGCGGAAGCGCAACAUCCUAUGGGCGAUGCAAAUCAGAGCAUACCACCUCCAGUCCGGAUCGACGACUCCUUCAACCCUAGCUACCCUUUCGAUGCGAGGGAGAGCUCGGUGGGUGUGGUAUUUGCGGAUCGACAAGGAGAGCUGCGGCACUUGUGGUUACCGAUAGGGAAGAGGGUGUUCGUCCGAGAUGCGCCUCAGCUACCCCUACAUCCUUGGACCGCGCGCAUCAGCACGCUGAUCAAUACGAGUCCAGAACUGGCGUUCCCGGAAAUGCUGAAGGAGAUUGUGUGUGAGGUGUCGACGCACAGCGUUGGUGCAUCACGGCCGGAGAAAGUCGAAUUCUCCAAGAAGGACGGGCGCGUGGAUUUUGCCGAUGAGGAAAGCCAGUUCUGGCUGGAAGACGGAGAAGUCGAGAGUUAUCUGUGUCGAUGA
Molecule: messenger RNA, 531 nt
Organism: Fulvia fulva
Lineage: Eukaryota; Fungi; Ascomycota; Dothideomycetes; Mycosphaerellales; Mycosphaerellaceae
Exons: 2
Coding region: 1-531 (176 amino acids)
Source: RefSeq, a predicted model, not a curated record